Messenger RNA from Salpingoeca rosetta, 2335 nucleotides. RefSeq lists its product as uncharacterized. NCBI's taxonomy places the organism in Eukaryota, Choanoflagellata, Craspedida, Salpingoecidae. The transcript is spliced from 11 exons. Gene Ontology annotation, molecular function: metal ion binding; tRNA (uridine) methyltransferase activity. Gene Ontology annotation, biological process: tRNA methylation. The record is from RefSeq and is a predicted model, not a curated record. The coding region runs from base 57 to 2201 and encodes 714 amino acids.
CCAAGCCAAACACGUGCACCCCAUCCAACCACGAGAACACACAAGCGAGCGAGACAAUGUGGCAACCUGUGACCUCACUGUCGUGUGGCCCGAAGGAAGGCUUUGCGCGUGCCUGCGGCGUGUUCACGGAGCAGCUGCACGUGGUGAACCGAAGGCUGAUCGCAUGCGAGCGCACAGCUAGCCAUGCCGGGCUGAGUGUGGCGGAUGCACUGCACACGCUGCUCAACCACUGGCGCAGCGCUCGCAUCACUGGCGCGGAUGAUGGCAGUGAAGAUGCCGGCCACCACCGUGGCAGUGAGGAGGAGGCGGACGAGGGCGCAGCGCACGCACCGAAGCGCGCUCACCUGGCGUCGUCGGCUGAUCGGGCUGAUGGUGCUCUCGCAGGUGUUGAGCCGCAUCUUCCCCGUGAUAUCCUGGCAAGUGCAGCUGCAACAUCGUCAUCCAGCGGCCCGCUGGUUCAUAUCACCGUGCGUCGUCUCAUCUCGCGCAUGCCCCAGGCCUUUCCCCACGCCCUCGACGCUGUUGUCACCACCGAUGACGGCUGCACCAUCACCGUUAUCCCUAUCACCGCCUUUUCCUCCUACACGCCGUGCUAUCGCCUGUCGUGGCGUGGGGAUGACGAUCAAACAGCCGACAGUUCCGGUGCCGCCACCAUGACCCUGUCGUGCUGGGUCGAUCCCAACACGGGCCUGCCUGUGGAUCCGUUUGCGCAACCCACGCCUACCGCCGACGCCAGCGACUCCAGCACCAACGCUAGCGACACCACCAGCAAGGGCGAGGAUACAGCCGACAUGGCGGCGUCCUGGCCAACAGUGCGGUGGCUGCGCGACCGACUGCUGCCAAAGGUGGUAGAGUGGAGCAUAUCCAGUGGCGAGGGCCCGCUCGCAAAGUGGCGCGCAUCUGAGGACACGCGGCCGUUCACCCUCACCCAGUACGCAGACAAGUACCAGGACCUCAAGGCCAAGUACGCCGAAACCCUCGUCAAGGAGUGGCCCGAGAGCACCGACCCCCAGAAGUUUGUGUUUGAGGAGCUGGGCAUCGCCGCAUAUCUGUGCUUGCUUUUCGAGCACACCCCAUCACCACAAUCCUCAUCCUUAUCCUCAUCCUCAUCCUCAUCCUCACCACCAUCCUCAUCCUCAUCGUCGCCGUCGUCGUCGUUGUUCCCGCUCAAGUUUGCUGACCUUGGCUGCGGUAACGGCCUCCUCACCUAUGUCCUCAAUCAGGAAGGAUACAAAGGGAUUGGCAUUGACCUGCGUCGCCGCCGCAUCUGGGACUGGUAUCGCCCAAAGCCAGAGCUCAUCGAGGCUCCCGUCAACCCGCAGCUGGGCUGCACAUUCCCGCAGUGCGAAUGGCUGAUUGGCAAUCACAGCGACGAGCUCACGCCCUGGCUCCCCAUCAUGGCCACGCUUGCGUCGCCGCACCAGCGCAUGUGGGUGCUGCCCUGCUGUCCUUUUGAGCUAAACGCAAUUAAGCACACCGCGGCGCCCGGCACCGCCAGUCAAUAUGACUCCUAUCUUGCGUAUGUGCGCGGUCUCGUUGAGACGCUCGGCUUUGACGUCACAACGGAUGUUCUUCGCAUCCCAUCAACAAAGCGCGUCUGCUUGAUUGGAUCACGCGCAGCUGAUAUCGAUGACAGCACUCACUACCGGCACCGCAACGCUGCCGUCGAUCUUCUCAUGGACCACAGGCAGUUCACUCCCCGACCAAAAAAACAAGUGACCCGCAACUGCACGAAGCUCCCGCGCCCGUUCCUCCACGAGUGUGUGCUGUUGGUUGUGCAGCGUCUCAUUGGCAGCGGCAACGGUGGUGACAUCCGUGGUGGUGAUGAUGGUGCCGGCGGUCGCGAGUGCUUGGACGGCACCUGGCGGCGUGGUGGCGAACUGCACCUGAAAGAUGUUGCGUCAUUGCUUGGGCGUGAACGCCUUAAGCGUCUCAAGUCCGAGUGCGGCGGUGUUAAGACCCUUCUCAAGAACCACCACCAAGUGUUCAUAGUGGUGGGUGGGACGGUGCGCAUUCGAGAUUGGACGGCCCCGGAUGAGAAACCGCCGCGCGUCUGCAAAACCCGCAUGUGCUGGUUCUUUGAACACCACCCAGAUGGCUGUCCCCGACCGGCGGAGAAAUGCCCAUUCAAGCACGGCGACACCGACACCAAAGACAACUACACCGCCACCCACGCCACCACCGCUGCCACUGCGCAAUAGCAUCUGCUCUGUGGCUAGUGAGAAUGGCGUGUUGGCGUGUUGGCGUGAACACACAUUCAACACACAUUAAACACACACACACACACAUUGAAUGUAAUGUAACACGGAAUGAAAGUAGAAGAAGCAACACCGGG